Messenger RNA from Catharus ustulatus (Swainson's thrush), 369 nucleotides. RefSeq names its product feather beta keratin-like. The record is from RefSeq and is a predicted model, not a curated record. The transcript is spliced from 2 exons. Lineage: Eukaryota; Metazoa; Chordata; Aves; Passeriformes; Turdidae. The coding region runs from base 1 to 369 and encodes 122 amino acids. Gene Ontology annotation, cellular component: intermediate filament. Gene Ontology annotation, molecular function: structural constituent of cytoskeleton.
AUGGCCUGCUACGACCUCUGCCGUCCCUGCGGACCCACCCCGCUGGCCAACAGCUGCAACGAGCCCUGUGCCCUGCAAUGCCAGAACUCCAGGGUCAUUAUUGACCCUUCCCCUGUGCUGGUCACCCUACCUGGACCCAUCAUGACCUCCUUCCCCCAGAGCACCGUUGUGGGAUCCACCUCCUCAGCUGCUGUUGGCAGUGAACUCAAUGCCCAGGGACAGCCUAUCUCUGGUGGAUUUGGCUUUGGCCUUGGCUAUGGGCUGGGAGGCCUGGGCUGCUAUGGCAGAAGGGGUGGCUAUGGCUUUGGCCUUGGCUAUGGGCUGGGAGGCCUGGGCUGCUAUGGCAGAAGGGGUGGCUACAUCUGCUAA